Coregonus sp. 'balchen' is the source of this 7372-nucleotide messenger RNA. The record is from the annotation of a GenBank genome assembly. Lineage: Eukaryota; Metazoa; Chordata; Actinopteri; Salmoniformes; Salmonidae.
UGACGGGAGCCUGCUGGAUGGACUGGUGGGCAAACCUUGAGAUGGUGGAAGAGACACACUCAGAGCAGGACAAGGACAUCAUGAAUGUUCAUGAUUUCACAAAUACACCACGUCUUGAAUUGAGGUAAACACUGUCAAUUAGUGCACUACUGCUUGAAAAAACAUUUCCUGCAAAUGCACUGUCCAAUGUUCUAACCCCUCCCCAUAAAUUUAGAGUGCAGUUUUAGAGUCGGAUUGAUAACGCUCUAUCCAGAUAGGCAGCGACGCCAAGGGUGACACGUUCUGAUGGUACUGUUCUAUCAAAUAUGCCUAUGCUCCGCCACGGUAGGUAGCAGUAUGGCACCAUAGAAGACAACCGCGCUAGUACAGGAAGAAGAAGCUAACAUUCAUUUCCGUAAAUAAAAUCGGUCACCAUUUUCUCUUCCUGUUGUGAAGUAAGCGGCAUGGAGAAGGCACGUUUCAUUUUGUCACGAUCGAAACAGCCUUUUGCAUCGCAAAUAGAAUUGUAGCUAUCUGUACAAUAUUUCCUUUGAUUGGUAAGAAUGAAGCCUUUCAAAUUCAUUACUAUCAAACUAAAGGUAGCUAGCACAUUUCUAGCUAACUAGCAAGCAUUUGGUAACUGUAUUGUUUUGUCAAGCUUUCACAUUAGCUACUAAAUGACAGUCUUUUCCUUAUGUUUCACAAUACUUGCUCACCACUCUGUAUCUCAGUCAAUUUCCUCCCCAGCGCGUGUGUGUAAAGCAUGGAGAUUGAGGGGAGAGAUUUCAUGAACACUCCCCCAUUGAAGACGGUGCGGUUUGGGGGCAAUGUUGUUGCCACGUUAGCGAAAUUCAAACAGGUGAGAUUUCCCAUCCAGUGACACCAAACAUAUGGAUGCCUAAAACACUUAUGUGAUUCACUCUGUAAUGCAGAUAAUGUAGUUAUAAGCUCGUAUACAUAUGACAGUAUUUGCUGCUGGUUGUUUGUUUUUCAAGGGAGACACCAGUGACUAUGAGUUGUUGAAACAUCAGCUGGCAGAUCCAGAUAUCAAGGUAAACAGACAUGACUAGCAGUUAGGCUACAUGUACAGUGUAACAAGGAAAAUGUUCCAGUUCCAGAGGUCUUACUGAUAACGGAGUGUCUUCCUUUUUUUUGACAGGAUGCCCAAAUCAUCAACUGGCUGCAGGAGUUCCGGAACUGUGUGACACAACUCAACAAAGACCAUGAGCAGCUGAUCUAUGUGGCUCUGGUGAGGAUGGAACACUUGAAUCAAGAGAUGGACAGUACUGCCCAGGCCAGGAACAGUUUGCUAAUGCCGACUCUACCCCUUGUGUCUCUCUGUGUACCAGAGACUGCCGUGGCUGGGCCGAAGCCCUGCCGUAGUGGAGGAGUAUCUGGCCUUCCUCAGUAACCUGGUAUCUGCUCAGACGGUCUACCUCCGGGCCUGCCUCAAGAUGGUCGUCUCCAACUUCACACCCAGUGAGUUCCUGUCUGCGUGGACAGUCUGAUAACUCAAUAUGGCUACUUUGAAGACCUGUUGUUUUUCCUUCCUUUCCAGAGAGAGUAAAGAUCUGUGAGGGAGGAGUGGACAUCUCAGACUCGGAUGAUGACGAUGAAAGUAGGUGUUACUGUUCCAUUACUGUUUGCAAUGGAAAACCAAGAUUGUUCAACGGACAGUCCCUGAAAUGUUUCAUUGAAAUACACACUGCAGUAAAUUCAUAGUGAGCUGAGAAUGCGGUUGGUAAAAGGCUGCUCCGCUCAUCCUUUUAGGGAAACUAAGCACACUUCUAAAGUCCUUGAAGAGUGAGGAUGAUAAGAGGGGAGGUGAGGUGUAGAUAAGAUAAUAGAUGGAGACUCUAGCACUGGUGACUUCCACUGCAGGAGACCCACCCCUUAGGGUUACUGAUUUUUUGUCAGACUGACUACUUUCGUUGACGUUGAACGUUACAGAACCAUGUUCCAUUACAAUAUAAAGGGUAGAAUGACACCCAGUUCACAGAUCCAACUUGUUCAACGUUGGAUGUUAGUUCAAAACGGCGAAUACUUUUUUUCAUUUAUGCACAAUUUUAACCCUUUCUCUUCUUUCUUGAUUUUUGAAGACCUUCCCAGAGAUUUUGACCAGUGUCAUCAGGCCCUGCAGCUGAUAGCCAGAUAUGUCCCAUCGUAAGUAGCCAUAAGACAAUCCUACAACAUGUUGCUGGAUCCUUGCCUGUUUUGCGUGUGUCAAGUGAAGUAGCCUUAAUUGUAUUUUUGGGGUCUGACCUUGGGAAUUGUUGACCCCCAAUGCAGACUGGUAACAAACAGUUUUUUCUCUCCUUCUCAUUUCAGCACCAGCCAUUUCCUGAUGCCCAUUCUGAUUGAAAACUUUCCUUUUGUGCAGAAAUCUUCCAGAACCCUGGUAAGCAGUGGCUACAGUAGCCUCGUGUUUUUUUGUGGUAUUUUUUAUUUAUUUAUUGUCAGAUUGUUGUACGGUAUGGUUGUUUCUCUCUCCCCAGGAGUGUUAUGUCCAUAACCUUCUGCGGGUGGCGGUGUACAUCCCCUCGCUACGACGAGACAUCCUGGAGCUCAUCAUCAGUAGGAUGCUCAAACUGGACGUAAGUGUGUGUGUGUUAGUUAAGUCACAGUUGCUGCUGUGUGUGUGUGUGUGUGUGUGUGUUGGCUUUCCAGUUCUUCGCUGAGAAAUAGGUGGUUUUUGUGUGCUAAUACUGUGUGUUGUGUUCCAGGUGAGUGCUCCUCGGGGAGAGAUAGAGGAGGUGGAGGAGAACGCUGUGCAGCAGGAGAUGAAAGGAGAGCAGGAGGAGGAGGGCCUCUUUGACAUGGUGACUGACUAGACCUGCUAGGGUUUACAUACGAUAGUCACUGGUGUGAUAGUUCUCCAUUUUGCGAUUGAUGUGGUGUGAAGUUCCCCUCAUAUCUCUCUCCCCUGUCUCUUUCUCACACAGGAUGAGGAUGUGUGUUCAGUGAAGUCCAGUCCAGCAGAGACCAAUGUGAUGGUCCACCCUGUCGCUGAGAGACUAGACACUCUCAUGGCUGUGCUGCUGGCCUUCAUCAAGGACAUGUGCCAUGUCAACGGUGAGCACAGGGGCUUCACACACACUCACUAGACAUAUGACAACACAGUGCUGUGCUUACGCUGCUCCCUUUCUCUCUCCCCUUCCACCCCUCCAUCUCUCUCCCCUUCCACCCCUCCAUCUCUCUCCCCUUCCACCCCUCCAUCUCUCUCCCCUUCCACCCCUCCAUCUCUCUCCCCUUCCACCCCUCCAUCUCUCUCCCCUCCAUCUCUCUCCCCUCCCUACUCUCUCUCUGGCAGGUUGUCUGGAUGUGGAGCGGACUAAGGAUCUGUACAAGGACCUGGUAUGUGUGUUUGACAAACUUAUCCUACCUACACACGCCUCCUGUCACGUCCAAUACGCCCUCUUCUACCUCUGCAGCUUCAGACUGGUCAGUACUCGCAACAGUGUGCGGCUGUAUAGUAGUCACAUUUUAUAGAACGGUUGAGUGGGUAAAUCGAUUGAUUGAUUGGCUGUGUGUGUGUUUGACCCCUCUCUCCCCCUCUCAGGCUCUGGCAGAGGCGUUUCUGGAACACCUGUGGAGGUUACUGCAGAGCCCGUCUCACCCGGCAGUACUGCGCCAGGCUGCCGCUGGCUACAUGGGCAGCUUCCUGGCCCGUGCCAACUUCCUGCCCGUCGCGUGAGUCACACCCUCUGUCCUCCUAAAUAUUCAAAAGUUUAUUUUUGCUGUUCAGAAAGAGAUCAAUAGAGCAUGUUGGGGUGUGGUUGGUUCUAUGCAGUAUACUCUCUGUGGUCCCUCCUAACUCCCUAACUAAGUUCCUCUACCAUUCUCUGACUGUGUUGUCCGUCCUGCAGUACAGUGCGUGCGUGUCUGGACCUGCUGGUCCCCUGGCUUCACCUAUACAUAGACAGCCAGGACUCCGGCUCCCGGGCCUACUGUGACAUCACGCUGCACGGGCCCUUCUACAACGCCUGCCAGGCCGUCUUCUACGCACUCCUCUUCAGACACAGAAGCAUUCUGGAGGGCAACAUGAGGAAAGGUAGGGGAAAACACAUACUUACACACACAAUCAAAUUGUUUUGUAUCAAUUGGUAUGAAUAUCUCACUGGCCUGGCAAUCUGUGUUUCUGUGGGAAGGUGCUCUCUACCAGUGUCCAGUAUUAUAUAACUGUGUGUCUGUGUUUCCCUCCCAGGGCUGGCGUACCUGCAGGGUCUGAACCUAGAGAGGAUAGUGAUGUGUCAGCUCAACCCUCUGAAGGUCUGCCUGCCUGCCGUCACCAACAUGUUUGCUGCCAUCACCAGGUACAGUGGUACACCAACCAACCACCCUGUCAGCCAGUCACACAUCAAUUACAGUCUGCUACAGCACUGUGUUUCUGUCUGUCUGCUUCUAAAAAUGUGAAGUGGUUGUUUGACCCAGACGUAUAUCCAUCCAUCCACAGAAAGUACCAGUUGGUGUUCUGCUAUACAAUCAUCGAGAGGAACAACCGCCAUGUUCUCCCUGUGGUCCGCAGUUCCGUGGGGGGCGACUGUGUGUCCACCAACACCAACCCCCUGGACAGUUUCUUCCCCUUCGACCCCUACCUGCUCAAGAGGUAACCCAUGAACCCUUCCCAGCAACCACUUAUCAGUAGGCACAAAACAGGAGAAAUUGGUUGGAAAUGGCAGUAGUACAACCUGAACUUGUCCAAGAACAGCGUUCAUUUUCCAUUUCUGAUGGGGUUUCAUUUCUCUCCUCUCUAGGUCAAGUAAACUCAUCGAGCCCCUCUACCAGGUGUGGGAGGAGCCAGCAGACACUGAAAUGGACACUGUCACCACCAAGAGAGUCAGAAGGGUAAAACACAGACGCUCUUGUAUUCUUUAACGCACACACAUGAUUGGAUGCUGUGUGUCUCCCUAUUGGUUGUUUUUGUGGUUUGAUUGGCUGUUUUCUCUUGAUUCAGUGCUCGGAUGCAGAUGAGGAUGACUUCCUGCGAGGGGAGACGCCGGAGACAAAGGGGGUUGUGGGUAUGACCCCCGGCUCGUAUGAGUCUCACCUCCGCAGCCCCAGCAGUGUGGGCUCCCCACCCAUCGCCUUCCUACAGAGACCCUUCUGAUACCCCCUUAUUUAACAUGGACUCAUCCACAACACCCUGUAAAAUGGACUAUUCCACAAUCCAGAGCGCCAUCAUACAGAGACACCCAGCUUUAAAAUGUUCAAAUGGAAUAUGAUAUUAUCUUACUAUAGACCAUUCUGAUUUUGACCCCCCUUUUUAAAUGGAUUUGUCGGAUCCUGCUGUUUAAAAUGGACGGGUCCAUCCUCUUCAUCUUCCCUAUCAUCACUGAAGAGCAGUAUCAAUGGGAAUCAUCUGGAACCAUCUACAAUCACCACCCCAUCAAGAACCUACUCCAGGACGCAAAAGAUUAUGAACACAAAGUGUACAAUGCGUGGCUAGAGCUAUUCAUUUUAUAAUAAUGGUUCUAUGUUAUAACAGUUAACAUGUUAUAAGUGGUUAAUAGUAAAUAGCUAGUUCAUUUAACUCAACUGUGGAAAGAAAAUGUAUUUGUUUUAUCUAGGAUGGGAAAAUCUUAAGUAGAUUUUGUGUUCUUAGCGAAGUUAAAACUGUAUUACUCAUUGUUAGUUUUUCUCUGACACUUUCAAUUGUUUAUUGAUUUUGGUUGUCUCUGAUCUACAAUUUGUAUCAAGUUCUGAACAUCACAUUUCAUGAUUUGUAUCAUUUUACAGAUUGUAAACAUAAAGUUCCCUUAUUGAAAUUCUUCUUAACCAGAACAGAUACUUGUGUGAAGGGUCACCUGCAGUAGAUGAAAAAGGAAACCUCCUUCUGUAAACCUGUGCUUGUAUUUAUGGAGGAUCAAUUACAUAGUUGACAUACAAUACCCUGUAAAUAAAAGUUAACCUAUUUGUGGAUUGACAGAAAUUCAUUUAUUGUAAAAAAUGAUCAGUCGGGAACUUUACAAGUACGUCCUGCCCCACUAUGUUGCACUGUAACACACACCCUCUCAGGUAGGAUUCUCAGAGGGUGUUUGCUUUGCGUAUAAAAAUACGGAAACACUUUCUCUGUGAACUUGUGUGAGAAAGAGUAAAGGGGUGUAUCGUUGUCAUCAGCAGGGUCAAAGAAAGACACUUGGCCCUUGUCCCAGUCCAGUUGCACUCUGACCCUCUUGAGUUUCCCUGUGACUGUCAAGGCUGUUGGAGGUGAGGUCAUCGCUCUGUACUCCCUGUCUCGCAGACAUAUGGUCCAAAACCCGUUCUCCGGCCGGGCCUGGACCUCCACAUUCCUGGUGACAGACAUACAGGCCACACCCAGAAUCCAGUCGUCAUUACAUCCUGUUUCCACUACCCAGCAGUGGCUUCCUGAGCUGAGCCCGGUCAUGCCCAGGACCUCUGCACUCAUGUGGAAUCGCUCAGGGUUGUCAGGGAGACGUUGGGGCUGGCUGGUGUACUGAAGGGACGUGAGGUCAUGUGACAGGAAGAGGCAGGGGUGGGCUGUGAUUGGGUCCAAGGUCACAGGAACUGAAAAGGAGGAGGAGGAAAUGGGCCAGAGACAGGAAAAGGGUUUGGGUCACUCACCACUGUUUUAGCUUCUCUCCGCCAGGUUAAAAUGCUGUGGGAGUUACCUCCUUAUCUCCUCAGCUCUGUUAACCAUUGAAAUGUACUCACUGUAUUCAACAUGCAGGAGCAUUUUCUUCCAGACUCUGUACUUGAGGUUACAGAGGUGCUUGGCCACAUCAAUCAACGCCCCUGAAAUCCUCUCUGGACCCUGCCCUGUGCACUGGGCUCUGAAAUGACAAAAUAAUAAAUUUGUCCUGUUCAGUAUUCCACAGCAGAGAGAGGGAGGAAAAAAGAGAGUGAUAGACAGAGAUGUGGGGGAUUUCAACAUACCUCUCUAUAGUGGCUUUAAAGUUCUGAAAAGCAAAGAAAGUGUAAUAUUGAGGCUGAAUAAAAAAACUCCCAUCCUCUCCUCAAAAAUGAUUGUUCUGGCUUUAUUUAAUUUGAGUGUGUGAUGUGUAAAUUGUGAGAGUGCAAACCUGGAGCAAUGUCAUGUCUUCAGCACCUGUCAUCUCCUGUGUUAUGACUGUAAUAGUCUCUGUGAGGUAUAGCAUCCCUGCUGCAGCCUCUGUCAUCAUACUCUUCAUCACCCCUAUCUUAUCCUCUUCCUCCUCCUUCAGAGCAGCUAACCUCGCUGCCUCUUCAUCAUACAGGAACAGGUGGAGUUUCACAAACUGAUCCUUUAUCUGCCUCUCUGUCUCCAGGGCCUGAUUCUAAGGGGCAAGUAGAGCACAACUUGAUGGAUUUGAGUUCAUUUGAAUGAAAAGGACAUGUAGAUGACAUCUGUGGAGAUUACCUUAAUGGGCUCAAGCAUCUCUUCAGAGGUUCCCUU